Messenger RNA from Rhipicephalus sanguineus (brown dog tick), 1159 nucleotides. Its product is annotated as telomerase Cajal body protein 1. Gene Ontology annotation, molecular function: protein binding; RNA binding. The record is from RefSeq and is a predicted model, not a curated record. Gene Ontology annotation, biological process: Cajal body organization. Gene Ontology annotation, cellular component: Cajal body. Lineage: Eukaryota; Metazoa; Arthropoda; Arachnida; Ixodida; Ixodidae.
ACCCAGGCCGUGCACCACCGUGUACCGUGUUUUCAUGCAUCAUAGCAGUGGAAGUGCCGGUUGUAAAUGCCGUGAAUUGCCGGUCAUUUCCGAAGAGGCGUGUAGCGGCGUUCUGUGGCGCAGCGCUAUGGAAUGCAUUUGUCAAAUAUACCGAGUUCCGUAACUGUUUAGAAUCAGCAGCGUGUGUAUUUCAUGAUGUCGAAGAUAACUUGGUUGGCUUGGUGCAUAGGCUUGUGAAUCUUGUGUGAGUUUACAUCUGUAGGUGGACACUUAUUAAAGUUUUCGUUGCGAGAGUCCCUGUUGAACUUGAUAAUGGCUGAUGAACCCGUGGUGGUGGAGGAAACAGCUCCUACGGACCUUGAUGAUAGCUCGAACUGCGAGUUAUUUACAAGUGAAAGCCCGCAAGACGAUAACACUCACAUGAGCGACACCGUUGUAACAUCCUUCAACUACUGCAUAAAGCCCAUUCAAGUGUGUGGCGCAUGGAAAGAAUUUUCUAAGUUCAUCACAAGGGGCUGUAAAUGGUCUCCUGACGGAUCGUGCCUUUUAACAAACAGUGACGAUUGCUGUUUGCGAAUUUUCAACCUUCCUGCGGUCCUGUGCCAACAGCAGAUCGACUGGAAUGAAGUGGAAGAGAUGGUUCCCGUAUUGAAAUGCAGCGAAAGUGGCCUGAUAUACGACUAUGCUUGGUUUCCUGGCAUGAAUUCCACCGAUCCAGCAACUUGUUGCUUUGCAAGCACAAGUACAAGAAACCCCGUCCACCUCUGGGAUGCAUACACAGGCGAGCUGCGGUGCUCUUACAGGCCAUACAAUCACCUGGACGAGCCUGUGGCAGCGCACAGUAUAGCAUUUGACAGUUGUGGUGAGAAGCUGUACUGCGGGUUUGACAAGAUGGUGCGAGUAUUCGACGUGGCCAGGCCUGGGAGAUGUUUUGAAGAGCGGCCAACAAAUGUGAAGAAGAUGGGUCAACCUGGCAUCAUCAGUUGUUUUGCAUUCAGCCCUCUUGGUGUGUAUGCUGCUGGCUCCUACUGCAAGACAGUGGCUGUCUACAGCGAGUCUGACGGGGUCCUACAAUUCAUCUUGUCUGGCCACCAUGGAGGUGUGACUCACUUGAGGUUCUCGCCUGAUGGACAACAACUUUACAGCGGAGGCCGAAAGG